AUGAAACCACGUCUUGCUUACGACCAAGCCUGGAAAAGAGGGACGAUUAUCUACAAACGCUGGUAUAAGUAUCUCGAGGAAGAUGACCCCUUUAAUGCAGUUGGCCGCUUUCUUGCAACGCAUUUUUAUCCUCGGGAAUGGUGCGAGUUUGAUAUCUUCCCGUUAGGUGGAUUCAAUGUCUGCUUUCAGAUGGUAUUUACCGAUAGUACCACCGCUAUUAUCAGGUUUCCAUUCCCUGGUAUUAUCAUGUUUCCCGAAGAGAAAGUCCACAAUGAAGUCAGGGUCAUGCAGUUCAUUUUGGAGCAAAGCCAAGAAUCACAAAAAAUUUCGAUUCCGGUGCCUUCUAUCUCUCACUGGGAACAGAAGAAAGAGAGUCCCGCAAACCUAGGUCCUUUUAUCAUCAUGGAAUAUAUCGAGCACAAACAGAGUAUCUGCAGGCUUCUUGAGGGUCCCGAAUCAGAUCCAACCGUCCGUCCAGUUCUAAAUCUCAACCUCAACAUAGUCAGGCUGAGAGACCUUUACAGAAAAUUGGCCAAAAUCGUUCUUGCGCUGUCUAUUAUUACUCUCAAUAAGAUAGGGUCUAUUGGGCUUGACCCAGAAAAUAAGACAUGGAAGGUGUUGAAACGGCCCUUAUCAUAUUCUAUGAAUGAGGUCGUGCAACUGGGAACAGUACCUCGAUCGAAAAUACCGAAUAGCACAUACUCUGAAUCAUCGUCGUACUUUGACGCACUGGCGGAACUGCAGCUUUCACACCUUAUAAGUCAACGGAACGAUUCUAUUGACUCGGAGGAUGACUGCCGGCGAAAAUUUGUGGCGCGACUUCUCUUCCGAAGACUCAUUCGAGAUCAGAAAUUGAGAGAGAAAUGGUUACAUCAUGAGACUGGCCCAUUUCCAAUCUGGUGUGAUGACUUUCGACCAGAGAAUGUUCUUGUCGAUGAAGCUGAGAAUAUUAUUGGAGUGGUAGACUGGGAGUUUACAUAUACUGCCCCUGUCGAAUUUUCCCAUGCACCGCCUUGGUGGCUUCUUCUCGAAAAGCCGGAAUAUUGGUCUAAAGGCCUCGACGACUGGUGUUUACAAUACGAUAAGCGACUUGAAACAUUUCUUCAAGCCAUGAACGAUUGCGAGAAUGAGGCAAUCCACGCCGGUCAACUUAUGGAGACUCAGCGUCUCUCUGGCCCAAUGCGAGAUAGUUGGGAGAGCGGCAACUUUUGGAUUAUGUAUGCCGCACGAAAUAAUUUUUCAUUCGACUCGAUCUAUUGGCAGAAAAUUGACCGGCGAUUCUUUGGACCGACUCAGAGCUCUGACCCUGACAAUUUCUGGAAGGAGAGGCUUCAUCUCUUGACACCCAAAGAAAAGGACUACAUAGAUGAAUGUGUAAAGCUGAAGUUUGAAGAGAUGGACACGAGACCUCUUGCUUGGGACCCGGAUGAGUAUACUCGAGCAUACGAGGACGAGUGGGUGGAAUGA
Penicillium griseofulvum is the source of this 1467-nucleotide messenger RNA. Its product is annotated as Aminoglycoside phosphotransferase. Lineage: Eukaryota; Fungi; Ascomycota; Eurotiomycetes; Eurotiales; Aspergillaceae. The transcript has a single exon. The coding region runs from base 1 to 1467 and encodes 488 amino acids. The record is from RefSeq and is a predicted model, not a curated record.